CACGGAUCUUCGCUGCUUGCAGCCAUGCGCGCAGCCAGGCUCGUGCCAGGAGUAUUGCAGCCUCGUGGAAUUCAGUACCCAUGCAGAAGAGAGGCAGAGCAUCGUUUGCAGAUGAUACUUACUUGGGGCUUUGGGAGAGCUGGCUACUCGGCUCAAGGCAGAGAGGCAGCGGCGAUACUGAAUGGCCGUCACCAACAGCAGCAACAGCAGCAGCUUACAGACCAGGAUGUGUCAGAAAACGGGAUGUUACCACGGCUUGGUGACCUGCUCUUCUACACAGUUGCUGAGGGGCAAGAAUGUAUAUCUGUCCAUAAAUUCAUCAGUGCCUUGCAAGCCACUGGCCUUUGGACCUCAGAUCCACGCCUCCGUGACUGUAUGAGUCUGAUGCAGAAGGCAGCACACGAAGCCAGCACAGGUGGAAAAUUGAACCGAGAACUUUUCCGGAGGUGUGUGAGCAGCAAUAUUGUUCUGCUGACUCAGGCCUUCCGGAAGAAAUUUGUCAUCCCGGACUUCCAGGAAUUCACAACUCACAUUGAACAAAUUUUUGAGCACACCAAAGGACUCCAGGAGGGCAAGGUGGCAAACUACAUCCCACAGCUGGCAAAGUGUAAUCCAGACAUCUGGGGCGUGUCCCUUUGCACAGUGGAUGGGCAACGACAUUCCAUGGGCCAGACCAAGACCCCCUUCUGCCUGCAGUCGUGUGUCAAGCCCCUGAAAUACGCUGUCGCUGUCAGUGAACUGGGCACUGAACGCGUUCAUCAAUAUGUGGGCAAAGAGCCCAGUGGGCUGCGUUAUGACAAGCUCUCUCUCAACGAGGAAGGGAUUCCCCACAACCCUAUGGUGAAUGCAGGGGCCAUUGUCAUCAGCUCCCUCAUCAGGAUGGGCUGCAAGAAAGCUGAGAAGUUUGACUAUGUUGUGGAUUAUUUGAAGAAGAUGGCAGGAAAUGAAUAUGUGGGAUUCAGCAAUACCACGUUUCAGUCAGAGAAAGAAACAGGAGAUCGGAAUUAUGCCAUUGGCUACUAUCUCAAGGACAAAAAGUGUUUUCCACGUGGUGUGGACAUGAUGGCAGCCCUUGACUUGUACUUCCAGCUGUGCUCUGUGGAAGUGACCUGCGAGUCCGGCAGUGUCAUGGCAGCCACACUGGCCAAUGGCGGCAUCUGCCCUAUCACUGGCGAGCGUGUGCUGAGUGAUGAAGCAGUUCGCAACACCCUCAGCCUCAUGCACUCGUGUGGCAUGUAUGACUUCUCAGGGCAGUUUGCCUUCCAUGUCGGUCUACCUGCCAAGUCUGCAGUUUCUGGGGCUAUCCUGCUGGUGGUGCCCAAUGUCAUGGGCGUGAUGUGUCUGUCACCCCCUCUGGAUAAAGGUGGUAAUAGCACACGUGGGAUUGGCUUUUGCCAGGAACUGGUCUCGCUGUUUAACUUCCACAACUAUGACAACUUGCUCCACUGUACUCGCAAAAUGGACCCCCGCCGUGAAGGAGAUGAAGUUAGAAACAAGACUGUUGUAAACCUGCUCUUUGCUGCCUACAGUGGUGAUGUCUCUGCCCUUCGAAGAUUUGCUCUGUCAGCCAUGGACAUGGAGCAGAAAGACUAUGACUCGCGCACAGCUCUACAUGUAGCCGCAGCUGAAGGACAUCUGGAGGUUGUGAAGUUUCUGGUGGAGGCCUGCAGAGUCAAUCCAUUCGUCAAAGACAGGUGGGGGAACAUUGCCUUGGAUGAUGCUAUUCAGUUCAAUCACCUGGAGGUGGUGAAGUUGCUCAAGGAUUACCAAGACACCUGCAAAAUGGGAGCCAGACAGGCUGAGGAAGCUGCUGAAGACCUCUCCAAGGAGAACUUAGAAAGCAUGGUGUGAGAAUGCUGAAAGUUUGCUAUAUUACCUGCAUUUUCCCCCACAGAUUUAACUAGCCACUUUCUCUUAAUUCUGAAAGCUGGCAGGCAUGAAAGACUUAUAUCAGUUUAAGACUUGAACAGAGAUUAGAGGGAGGUGGAUUACAUGCUUAGUUUUUUCAGGCCCUCCCUCAUAUUGAAUAAUUUGGUCAUAUUCUUCCAUCUCUCAUGCAAAACCCCUCCUUCCUCUCGUUGGUUCCAUAUGCAACUUCAUUUGGUAACACAACAGCUAGUGUACAUAAAAACCAAUGAGGGGCACCUUAAAUAUGUCAGCUACCAGUUCAGACUGUCUGCAAACCCAAGCAGAUCUUGCUGUGUAGGCCAAAGGCAUUCAAAGGCCAAAGAGAAGAAGAGAUUGUCAAAUCAGUUUUCUGGGCAAAAACGGACUGGGAUCUCUGACAUCUACUCAGAGGAGGGUCGUCUCUGU
This is a messenger RNA of Varanus komodoensis (Komodo dragon), 2313 nucleotides long. It is a transcript of the gene GLS2, whose product is annotated as glutaminase 2. Lineage: Eukaryota; Metazoa; Chordata; Lepidosauria; Squamata; Varanidae. The coding region runs from base 25 to 1851 and encodes 608 amino acids. Gene Ontology annotation, biological process: L-glutamine catabolic process. Gene Ontology annotation, molecular function: protein binding; glutaminase activity. The transcript has 18 exons. The record is from RefSeq and is a predicted model, not a curated record.